Ananas comosus (pineapple) is the source of this 1157-nucleotide messenger RNA. Its product is annotated as ferritin-3, chloroplastic-like. Gene Ontology annotation, molecular function: ferrous iron binding; ferric iron binding. The transcript is spliced from 8 exons. Gene Ontology annotation, biological process: iron ion transport; intracellular iron ion homeostasis. The record is from RefSeq and is a predicted model, not a curated record. The coding region runs from base 16 to 846 and encodes 276 amino acids. Gene Ontology annotation, cellular component: cytoplasm. NCBI's taxonomy places the organism in Eukaryota, Viridiplantae, Streptophyta, Magnoliopsida, Poales, Bromeliaceae.
CUCUCUCUCUCCACCAUGCUUCUUAGGGCUCCUCCCUCUCUCUCCCUCCUCUCCCCCUCCGUCGAUCCCUCUCCUCCCUCCUCCGCCGCCGCCGCCGCCGCCAUUGUUGGCCCCCUCUCCUCCUCCGCCUCGUCGUCUUCGCUGAGCUCUGCGUUGAGGCUUCGUCGAGGGACGGCGAAGAAUGGGUCCGUGGUGGUCGCCGCCGCCGCCCCCAACUCCAGUAACCGCGCCAUCACCGGCGUGCUCUUCGAGCCCUUCGAGGAGCUCAAGAGCGAGCUCGCUCUCGUUCCCCAGGCCCUCGAUCAAUCCCUCGCUCGCCACAAGUACGCCGACGAUUGCGAGGCCGCGAUCAAUGAACAGAUCAAUGUGGAGUAUAAUGUUUCGUAUGUUUACCACGCCAUGUUCGCCUACUUCGAUCGGGAUAAUGUUGCUCUGAGAGGACUUGCCAAUUUCUUCAAGGAAUCAAGUGAUGAGGAGCGUGAACAUGCUGAGAAAUUUAUGAAAUACCAGAACAAACGCGGAGGCAGAGUGAAGUUGCAGUCGAUAGUGAUGCCUUUAACUGAGUUUGAUCAUCCAGAGAAAGGCGAUGCAUUGUACGCAAUGGAAUUGGCUUUAGCUCUUGAGAAGCUGACAAAUGAGAAGCUCCUCAAUUUGCACAGCGUAGCAGGAAGGUGCAAUGAUCCUGAGAUGCAAUCAUUCAUUGAAAGCGAAUUUCUAGAGGAGCAGGUGGAAGCCAUUAAGAAGAUCUCUGAAUAUGUCGCUCAGCUGAGAAGGGUCGGGAAAGGACAUGGAGUCUGGCAUUUUGAUCGGAUGCUUCUCCACGAAGAAGGAAAUGGUGCCGCGUGAUGCGAAAGGAAAUGAAUUUUUCAUGGUUCUAGCCCCACUAAUGUUUUCUUGUAGUCAUCUUUUGCAGUAAUAUUAGAGUUGAGGAGUCGUCAUGAACCAACUCGUUAUAAUGUGCUUGUACCUUCUUUGUUUGCGUUCUUAAUUUCUCGUGCUUUGGAAGUUGCAGAUUGGUUAGGAUGAUCUGCUUGAGCUAUGUACUAAUCUGAUUUUGAUGUUGGUGUCUUGUAAGUGUAAUAAAAAUGCUACUCGAGUAGAUAAUGUGGAUAUCGGUUGAGAUUAUAAAUGCCAUUUCUUGUAGUACUUUGCAUUAU